Messenger RNA from Arvicanthis niloticus (Nile rat), 360 nucleotides. NCBI's taxonomy places the organism in Eukaryota, Metazoa, Chordata, Mammalia, Rodentia, Muridae. The record is from RefSeq and is a predicted model, not a curated record.
AUGGAGCAAAUGAAUGUUCUGGCAGAUGCUCUCAAGAGCAUCAACAACGCUGAGAAGAGAGGCAAAUGCCAGAUCCUCAUCAGGCCACGUUCUAAAGUCAUCAUUUGGUUCUUAACUGUGAUGAUGAAGCAUGGCUGCAUUGGUGAAUUCGAGAUCACUGAUGAUCACAGAGCUGGGAAGAUGGUUGUGAACCUCACAGAAAGGUUGAACAAGUGUGGAGUUAUAAGCCCUAGAUGUGAUGUGCAACUCAAAGACCUAGAAAAAUGGCAGAGCAAUCUGCUUCUAUCACACCAGUUUGGUUUCAUUGUGCUGACAACCUCUGCUGGCAUGGGGGGGGUGGGGGUGGGGAAGGCAAGAUGA